AUGAAGUUUGGUGAACAUUUGAGAAAGGCAUUGAUCAAAAACUACUCCUUCUACUACAUUUCCUACGAUGACUUAAAACACCAGUUGAAAAAGGGAUUGAAGGAUAAUGACUACCAAUGGAACAAUGAAUUGGAGGAGGACUUCCUCAACCAAUUGGAAACAGAGUUGGAUAAAGUGUAUUCCUUCACCAAGGUUAAAAACACCGAGGUUAACAGGAGAAUUAAAGAGUCGGAAAAGUAUGUCCAUGAAGUAGUCAACACUUUACAUCGUUAUCAAAAUAACGAUCCGUUGGUUACAUCGCCUCCUCAAGAGCAAGACUUUGAAGAUUUGGAAGAGGAAUUGUCCGACAUUAUUGCUGAUGUUCACGAUUUGGCCAAGUUUGCUCGUUUAAACUAUACUGGCUUCCAAAAGAUUAUCAAAAAGCACGACAAGACAACUGGAUACCAUUUGAAGCCUGUUUUCCAGGCAAGGUUGAACUCUCAAGCAUUUUAUAAAGACAAUUACGAUAACUUGAUUGUCAAGUUGUCGAAACUAUACGACUUGGUAAGAACUAGAGGUAAUCCAAUAAAGGGUGAUUCUUCAGCUGGUGGGUCACAACAAAAUUUCGUCCGUCAAACAACAAAGUACUGGGUUCAUCCUGAUAAUAUUACUGAAUUGAAGUUGAUUAUUUUAAAACACUUGCCAGUAUUGGUUUUCAAUGCAGAUAAAGAGUUUGAACCCGAGGAUUCAGCAAUUACUUCAAUUUAUUUUGAUAAUGAAGAUAUGGAUUUGUACUAUGGAAGAUUGAGAAAAGACGAAGGAGCCGAGGCCAUCAGAUUGAGGUGGUACGGAGGCAUGAAAUCAGAUCAAAUCUUUGUUGAAAGAAAAACCCAUAGAGAAGAUUGGACUGGUGAAAAAUCGGUUAAAGCAAGAUUUGCAUUGAAGGAAAAGAAAGUUAAUGAUUAUUUAUCGGGAAAGUUAAAGGCUAGUGAAGUAUUUGACAAAAUGAGAAAGGAAGGUAAAAAAAGUCCUCAAGAAAUUGAAAAUUUGGAAAGAUUAGCUCAAGAAGUUCAAUAUCGUGUCUUGAAGGACAAGAUGCGUCCAGUGAUGAGAUCUUUCUACAACAGAACUGCAUUCCAAUUGCCAGGAGACGCAAGAGUCAGAAUUUCAUUGGACACUGAAUUAACAAUGGUUAGAGAAGAUGACUUUGAUGGGUAUGACCGUACUCAUGGUAACUGGAGAAGAAUGGAUAUUGGCGUUGAUUAUCCAUUCCCACAAUUACCCGAAAAGGAUGUUUGUCGCUUCCAAUAUGCCGUUUUGGAAGUCAAAUUGCAAACCCAAAUGGGACAAGAGCCACCUGUCUGGGUUAGAGAUUUAGUCAAUUCGCAUUUAGUUGAAGCUGUUCCCAAGUUUUCCAAAUUUAUUCACGGUGGCGCUACAUUGUUGACAGAGAUGGUUGAUCUCUUGCCCUUUUGGUACACUCAAAUGGACGUUGAUAUUAGGAAACCAAAAGUUGUACAAGAAUAUGGUAUACAACGUCAUCAAAACCCUUCUCAUCAACAAAGGUUAGGGUCCAGCACCAGUGGUAAUGACUUGGACGAGGAAGAGUUGACUGGAUCUUCAUACACUGGCGUGCAUUUCUCAAACGAUAUCAAUCCAUUGGAAGAGGAUUUGGAUGAACAGACGCCACUUUUACUACCAAGUAACUACACGUCUCGUCACACAAACUCACCAGUCAAAAAUUUCCUUUAUCACGCUUAUGGCAGGUUUUUGCAUUACUUUAAUGAUGAUCGUACAUUUACUGUCAAACCGGGUACCAACUUUGAUUUGAAUGCCACGUUUAAAGACAAGUUGCCCCAAGGAAAGAUCAUCUGUGUACCCGUCAGAAUUGAACCCAAGGUGUACUUUGCCAACGAGCGUACCUUCCUUAGUUGGAUAAGUAUCGGAAUGUUGAUGGGAUUCACUGCAACCGCUUUGUUGAAUUAUGGAACAAACAGUGCCUUGACUGCCAGUAUUGGAUUCUUUAUCACUGCUUUAUUCACCUUGGGAUAUGCCAUUUACAGAAAAUUCAAAAUUGAUGAAAUAGAUAAAAAAUUUUCAUAUUUAAUAACCAAAGACCAAAAACAUACACAAGAUCUGAACAUAAUAUAUCUCCCUAAAUACCAGGGUAUACUAGAAGCAUCGGUUCAAGAUUCAAUCAAAACGAUGAAAUCGUACAAGCAAUUAUCAGCACCAACGACAAAUUUACCUCAACGAUCCCACAGCCCAAUACCAUUGACAACAAACAUCUUGAUUAUUGGUGGGGCAUACGCGGGAAUAGCAGCAUUGCGUGCAUUGCAACUAAAAUUAUCACCACGUAUUCCCAAAGGUGGCAACCCGAUCAGUAUAACCAUUGUUGAACCCAAAGAUGGAUUUUUAAACAUAUUGGGAAUUUCACGAUCUAUUGUUAGUCCACUGUUUGCCGAGACUCAAUAUCUCCGCUUCACGCAAUUGAAUAACAUUGGAUUCACCAAUAUCAUCUCUGAUGAUGAUAUCGAAGGUCCAAUUUGUGAGAAUUCGUCACAAGUUAUUUUCGUGCAUGGAAAAGUUGUCUCUUUAAGCUCACAAUCAGCAGAGUAUGUAUUAAAUAACAAUACCAACAAGAAUAGGAUUGACUUUGAUUACGUGAUUAUGGCCAGCGGCCGAGAUCGUAAUUGGCCAACAACUCCCUUGGCAAAUACUCAACAACAAUUUUUAGACGAGAUUAGCCGAGCAAAGGAUCAAAUUGAAAGUGCCAACAUUAUUUCCAUCAUUGGUGCUGGAGCUGUGGGGGUUGAAAUUGCUGGUGAUAUCAAGACGGCAUAUCCUAAUAAAAUUGUCAAUUUAAUUCACCCACAUGAACAUUUUCCUCCUGAACCGUUAAGUUUAGAAUUUAAAACAAUGGUCCAAAACUCAAUCGAAAGGUCGGGUGUCAAUAUUUAUCUAAACACACGUAUUGACAAGGAAUUGGAUAAUAAGAAUUUAGUCACAACCACGCAAAAGAUUAUUGAAUCUGAGUUGAAUUUCCAUUGUUGUUCCAAACAUAACAAUACAUCGUUUUUGUCGCUGCAGCUUCAACAAGACUAUAUUGUCAAUGGACAGGUGAAUACUAAUAAAUAUUUACAGUUACAACAUCCAACUACUCAAGCUACGCAAGACCAUUUCUUUGUCAUUGGGGAUUUAGUCAAUUUCCCCAUAAUCAAAUCAGCAGGAUGGGCAAUGUACAUGGGACGUCAAGUAGCCAACAAUAUCACGAGUUUAUUAUUUGAUGGCGAAUUAGUUGAAUCAAUGCCGGAUCUCUCGACUAUGCCAUAUGGAAUGGUUAUUGUUGGCGGUAAUGAAGAGAUUAUUAGUGAAUUGCUGGGUGAUGUUCAAUUGAAUCAUGAAGGCUACAAAAAGGAAUAUCUUGAUUAUUGUAUUGGCAAAGUAAGAGCUACAUUGGACGUAUAG
Molecule: messenger RNA, 3447 nt
Organism: Lodderomyces margitis
Lineage: Eukaryota; Fungi; Ascomycota; Pichiomycetes; Serinales; Debaryomycetaceae
Gene: VTC4
Product: Vtc4p
Exons: 2
Coding region: 1-3447 (1148 amino acids)
Biological process (GO): microautophagy; vacuolar transport; vacuole fusion, non-autophagic
Cellular component (GO): vacuolar transporter chaperone complex; fungal-type vacuole membrane
Molecular function (GO): oxidoreductase activity
Source: RefSeq, a predicted model, not a curated record